AUGCGGCCAACCAUAGUCGCUUGUGUGCCCAAGUUCUUCAGAUGGCUCUCGGAGCGCUAUCCGUCCAUCUCGCAGCUCAUUGCUGAGAACCGUAUACCCGAGUUUGACUGCCUUUACCUGGAUAUGAAUGGAAUCAUCCACAACUGCACCCACAAAGAUGCCGGAGAAGACACGACGUUCCGCCUGAGCGAGGAGGAGAUGUUUAUCCGUAUUUUCAACUAUAUUGAGCAUCUGUUUGGAAAGAUCAAGCCGAGGCAGCUGUUCUUCAUGGCCAUUGACGGAGUCGCCCCUCGCGCUAAGAUGAACCAGCAGCGCUCUCGGCGAUUCCGUACCGCUCUCGACGCCGAGAAUGCCCGUGAAAAGGCCAUCCGUGAAGGUGUCGAGAUGCCCAAGGAGGAGCCUUUCGACAGCAACUGCAUCACUCCUGGAACUGCCUUCAUGGCUAAGCUCUCGCAACAGCUUCGCUACUUUGUCAACAAAAAGGUCUCCGAAGACACCGACUGGCAGGGAUGUGAGGUUGUUCUUUCCGGUCACGAGGUUCCCGGUGAGGGAGAGCACAAGAUCAUGGAGUACAUCCGCAACGCCAAGUCGCAACCUGGCUACCACCCCAAUGUGCGACACUGUCUCUACGGCCUCGACGCCGACCUCAUCAUGUUGGGCCUCCUCAGUCACGAUCCUCACUUCUGUCUUCUGCGUGAAGAGGUCACGUUUGGCCGUGCUUCCAAAUCCCAAAACAAGGAGCUCGAGCACCAGAACUUCUACCUCAUGCAUCUCUGCAUAGUAAGAGAGUAUCUGGCCAUGGAGUUUCAGGGUAUUGAGAACCUCAAGUUCCCAUUCAACCUGGAGAGUGUUAUCGAUGACUUCAUCCUGAUGGCCUUCUUUGUUGGAAAUGAUUUCCUCCCCAACCUUCCCGGGCUGCACAUUAACGAGGGCGCCCUGGCAAACAUGUUUGGGAUAUAUAAGAAGGUUCUGCCGCACUGCGACGGCUACCUCAAUGAGAAUGGUGUCAUCAACAUCCCCAGGCUCAAGCUCCUCCUUGAGGAACUCAGUAAGCUUGAGCUCAUAUCAUUCGAGAAAGACGUCGCGGACGAAAAGUGGUUCGCUGCCAAGCAGAUUGAGGACCGACAGCUCGACGGCAGGAACGGCGCCGCCAGCAAGAAGACGACCAAGGCUGGCCAGAUGGUCAUCACCUCUUCGCAGAGGGAUCUCUGGAAGCAGAAGAUCCGUCCCUACGUCUCAAAACGGUCUGAUCAGCCCCUCGAUCUGGGUGCGGACCUCAAGGCCGAGGACCGGAAAUUUGCCCAGGCCGUUGCCGACUCGAUGCACAUCGAGUGGGCAACAGAGGAGGACGAUGACGGUCGCCGACACCUCGUCAUCAAAUUCCCCCCAAAGGCCGAUGGCGACGACGACGACGGCGACGACGACGGCGAUGAGGAGGAGGGCAACAUUGCCGCGUACAGAGUCAUCAGGACAUACGACAAUGCCAAGGUCAUGAACAUGACCCCCGAAGAGGCCCAGAAGAACUACGAGAAGCUAUACCAGGAAAAGUACCAGGGGUGGAAAACCAAGUACUACCUGCAAAAGUUUGAGGAAUGGGCCCCGGACAGAUACGGCCAGGAGAUGAUUGAUCUUGCCGAGAACUAUGGUCUCAACGCCAAUCUCAACUUCAAAAAGGGCCAGCCGUUCAAGCCCUACCAGCAGCUCAUGGGUGUCCUCCCUGACCGAAGCAAGAAGAUUGUCCCGACGGUGUAUCACGACCUCAUGACCAAUCCCGACUCGCCCAUCAUCGAUUUUUACCCCCGUGACUUCGAGCUGGACAUGAACGGAAAGAAGAUGGAGUGGGAGGCUGUCGUCAAGAUUCCCUUUAUCGAUGAGAAGCGCCUGCUAGACGCCAUGGCGACCAAGGACGACCAGCUCAGUGACGACGAGAAGUCUCGCAACGGGUUCGGCGUGCCCCUCAAAUUCACGUACUCGGCGGACGUCAACUUCACCUACCCGUCGUCGCUGCCGGGUGUGUUCCCCGACAUCCACUCGUGCCGGUGCGUCGAGAAUAUUUUCGAUCUGCCCGACAUGGAAGGCCUAGAGUAUGUCUCUGGUCUGACCAACGGUGCCAUGGUCAAUACCAAGGCAUUGGCCGGUUUCCCGACGCUCUUCCACCUCCCCCACGAUGCCCAGCUGGUCGCGCACCACGGCGUGAUGGUGUUCCAGCAGGAGAGCAGGAACCCCAGCAUCAUCGUCACCCUCACCGAGACGGAUAAGCGGACCAAGGUGGAGACCUGGAAGGCUAAGCUGGGUCAGCGCUGCUUCGUCGGCUACCCGUUCCUACAGGAGGCCAAGGUCAUGAAGGUCCAGGACGAGCUCUUCAGCUACGAACUGGCUGAGAAUGGCAAGGACAUCGCCACCAAGGACCACAACAACCGGGAAGCUGCCGAAUACGCCAAGGAGGCUGAGUUCCUCGAGAGCUGGCACUCCAAGCGCCUCGGCAUCGUCAUUGGUCAGGUGGAGUGCCUGGUGUACGUGCACAUGCUCAAGGGUCUCAUCAGGACGGACGAAGGCGCCCUGAUCAAGGAGUACGCCGAGAACCCGAGCCUGAGGAAGACGUAUGCUUCGCAGACGAUCGUGGACACUGUCUUCAACGAGGACGAGCGGUUCAUCGAGAAGGCGGCCCUCCCGAUUGAGGAGGACUUCCCCGUCGGCACACGGGCCUUCUUCCUGGGCGACUACGCCUACGGACGACCACUCGAGAUAACGGGGCAUGUCGGGCACAAGGCCGAGAUCAUGGUCUCGCAGCUCAAGAACAAAGAGCCCGACUUCGCCAGGUCCAUCAUCCACACGGCCGAGAGGAACAACCCCAAAAUCACCUCGUCGUACCAGGUGCACAGCUCGGGUGGGCUGAAGCUCAACCUGGGCCUGAACCUCAAGUUUGACGGCCGCAAGAUGAAGGUGCUGGGGUACUCGCGCAAGUCGCACACGGGCUGGGAGUUCAGCAACCAGGCCAUCAAGCUGAUUGCCGACUACAUGGUGGCGUUCCCCGACUUCUUCGCGGCCAUCCAGCGAGAGCCGCAGAGGAGCGACGUGUCGGACACGGACCUGUGGCCCGACAAGACGGUGGCGGCGCAGCGUGUCAAGGACAUUGCCGCCUGGCUCAAGAAGCAGGAGACGGGCAAGUUUGAAAAGGUGCCCCUCGAGGCGGAGCAGCUGGAUUCGGACGUGGUCAUGUCGCUGGCGCGCGUGGGCGAGCAAGCGUUCCAGGCGUCGCAGGAGUUUGAGAUCAAGAAGCUGCGAGGAGUGCCACGCACGGCACUCCUCAAGCCCGCCGACGCCGAGCUCGUCCUCAGCAACCAGAACUUUGGCCUGGGCGACCGCGUCACGUUUGUGGCCGGCUCGGGCAAGGUUCCGAUCGCGACGAGGGGUACCGUGGUCGGCAUCAGCCGCACGGCCACGGCGCUCCUCCUCGACGUCGUGUGGGACACGUCGUUCAUGAGCGGCACGACGCUCAACGACCGCGCGCCCAUGUUCCGCGGCCAGACGGUGGCGGCCUCGUCGGUCCUCAACACGAGCGACAGGCAGGUCAUCACCGCGUCGAGUCAGUCGCAGCGCCGAGCGCCGAAGGCCGCUGCCGGGUCCAAGGGUCCCUACGGCUCCGUCGGUGCAGCGCAGUACAAGGACGCCCCCGCCCCUGCGCCCCUGCGAAACGGUUGGCGCGGCGCCAUCAACGGCCAGGCCAACGGCCAGACCAACAGCAAUGGCAGCGCCCGCGCUGGCGGCCGCGGCGGGCGUGGCGGAGGCGGUCCCAACCUGAUGCACAGCACGUUGGUGUACCGCGGCGGACCGGACCAGGCUCAGCAGCACCAGCAGCACCAGCAGCACCAGCAGCCCAACGGUGGGCGUGGUGGUCGCGGCGGUGCUCAACGUGGAGGCCGCGGCGGUGCAGUCCAGCACCAGAGCGGUCCCGCCGAGGGCGGCGCCCAAGGGUACAACAGCGUGCCUCCUCCUGCUAGCCUGGAUGCCCGCGGAGGGAGGGGACGUGGUGGUGGCCGCGGUGGUGGUCGUGGAGGCAGGGGUCGGGGCGGUGGUCGUGGAAAGGGCCAGGGCCAGGGCCGGGGUCAGGGUCAGGCAGCUCAGUGA
Geosmithia morbida is the source of this 4128-nucleotide messenger RNA. Its product is annotated as 5'-3' exoribonuclease 1. The transcript has 6 exons. Bases 1 to 4128 code for a protein of 1375 amino acids. Gene Ontology annotation, molecular function: RNA binding; 5'-3' RNA exonuclease activity. Gene Ontology annotation, cellular component: nucleus. Lineage: Eukaryota; Fungi; Ascomycota; Sordariomycetes; Hypocreales; Bionectriaceae. Gene Ontology annotation, biological process: nuclear-transcribed mRNA catabolic process; rRNA catabolic process. The record is from RefSeq and is a predicted model, not a curated record.